Messenger RNA from Eucalyptus grandis, 1635 nucleotides. RefSeq names its product beta-xylosidase/alpha-L-arabinofuranosidase 2. Gene Ontology annotation, biological process: xylan catabolic process; arabinan catabolic process. The record is from RefSeq and is a predicted model, not a curated record. Lineage: Eukaryota; Viridiplantae; Streptophyta; Magnoliopsida; Myrtales; Myrtaceae. Gene Ontology annotation, cellular component: plant-type cell wall. Gene Ontology annotation, molecular function: xylan 1,4-beta-xylosidase activity; alpha-L-arabinofuranosidase activity.
UGUGGCAAUGUCGCGAGUGUGAUGGGCUCCUACAACCAGGUUAAUUGUAAGCCCACUUGUGCAGACCCAGACCUUCUCGCCAGGAUUAUCCGAGGAAAAUGGAAAUUGAAGGGAUACAUAGUUUCAGAUUGCGAUUCAGUGAAAGUGUUCUAUAAUACCAAGCACUAUACUAAAACACCAGAAGAGGCUGCAGCUAAGGCCAUUUUGGCAGGGUUGGAUCUUGACUGUGGAACUUUCCUUGGCCAACACACUGAAGCCGCCGUGAAAGGCGGAUUGUUGAAUGAAUCUGCGAUUGACAAGGCCAUCUGUAAUAAUUUUGCCACGCUGAUGAGGCUUGGCUUCUUUGACGGCGAUCCGAGGAAGCAGUUGUAUGGAAAGCUCGGCCCGGAUGACGUGUGCACACCGAGCAACCAGGAGCUGGCCCGCGAAGCUGCAAGGCAAGGGAUUUUGUUGCUUAAAAACACGGCAGGAUCAUUGCCCUUGUCCUCGACCGCCAUAAAGUCCUUGGCGGUGAUUGGACCAAAUGCCAAUGUCAUGAAGACCAUGAUCGGGAACUAUGAAGACACUCCUUGCAAAUAUGUGACGCCUUUGCAAGGCCUAGCAGCCGUCGUUUCGACAACGUACGUGGCCGGCUGUGCAGACGUAGGGUGUGGCAUGGCCCAGACAGAUGACGCGAAUAAGGCUGCAGCUUCAGCAGAUGCGACAGUGCUUGUAAUGGGUGCCGACCAGUCAAUCGAGAAGGAGGGUUUGGACCGGGUCGACCUCCACCUCCCAGGCCAGCAGUCGCUCUUGGUCUCGGAAGUGGCGAACGUGUCCAAGGGGCCUGUGAUCCUUGUGAUCAUGUCGGGGGGAGGGAUGGAUGUGUCAUUUGCGAAGGAUAAUGACAAGAUCACAAGCAUUUUGUUGGUCGGCUAUCCCGGCGAAGCCGGCGGCGCUGCAAUGGCGGACGUGAUUUUCGGUGACCAUAAUCAUAGUGGAAGACUGCCAAUGACAUGGUAUCCGCAGUCGUAUGUAGAUGCCGUCCCGAUGACAAACAUGAACAUGAGACCCGACCCAGCAACGGGCUACCCUGGCAGGACGUACCGCUUCUACAUCGGCCCUACCGUGUACUCGUUCGGGGAAGGGCUGAGCUACUCCGACAGCCACAGUCUAGUCCAAGCGCCACAGCUUGCGUAUAUGCCCUUAGAGGAGGGUCAUGUUUGCCGCUCAUUGGCAAAAUCAUUGGAAGCCAUCGGCAAAACGUGCUCAAAUCUGGCCUUAGACGUGCAUCUGAACAUCAAGAACGUGGGAAGGUUCAGUGGUAGCCACACGGUGUUCUUAUUCAGCAGCCCUCCAUCGGUGCACAGGGCCCCUCAGAAGCACUUGCUAGGCUUUGAGAAGGUGUUCUUGGCCUCGCAGAGUGAGGCGCAACUGCAGUUCAAAGUCCACGUUUGCAAGGACCUCAGCCUGGUUGAUGAGCUCGACCACCGAAAGGUCGCCUUGGGGACACAUGUCCUCCACAUCGGUGACUUGAAGCAUGCAUUGAGCGUGCAGAUUGGAUCGUCCAGGCUCUCCCUAUGGCAGCCCUCGAUGGCCCCCAAUCUAUUAGAGUCGCCACAGAUGUUCUAUAUAACUUUCGUGAAGAAGUCAAAGUGA